Branchiostoma belcheri (Belcher's lancelet) is the source of this 1644-nucleotide messenger RNA. RefSeq lists its product as uncharacterized. Gene Ontology annotation, molecular function: protein binding. Lineage: Eukaryota; Metazoa; Chordata; Leptocardii; Amphioxiformes; Branchiostomatidae. The record is from RefSeq and is a predicted model, not a curated record. Bases 94 to 1071 code for a protein of 325 amino acids. The transcript is spliced from 6 exons. Gene Ontology annotation, biological process: signal transduction.
AAAGUAUGAGAUUGCGAAUAUACUAGUAUGUGAGAAUGAACUAGCUUUAUGAGACAGUAAGAAACUAAAAACGAGGAUCCUUUUUAUGCCAAGAUGGCAAUGGCACAGAACUCUGAAGGACAUGUACAAAAUGACUUCCUGUAUGACGCAGUACUUUUUUAUGAGAAGGAUGAUCCAGAGAAAUGUAAGGUCGAAGAGAUCAAAAUUAAGAUACUGGAAAGCGAUGAUUGGGAAGUCAACGUCUUCGAUCCACAUCGUAAUGAGGACGGAAACAAGAUGGACGCCUUCCAACAGUCGUUUGAAAAGAGUCGCCACGCCAUCGUGUUUCUGACCAAGACGGUGAUUCGCUACAUGGAGGAGAGAAGAAACGCGGAGGCGACGUUUCGAAUGUCGACCUUCUUGUGUAAGAUUUUGUCGAGUCACGACAAGAAGGUCACGCGGCGGCUGAUUCCGAUCAAGAUGACCAAUGACAGAACUCCGUCUGUCCUGUGUGAUCUGUCUGUACUGGAGCCAGGACAGGUGGGGUUUAGGAGAAAACUCUUCAGGUGUCUCAGUGUGCCCCCAGGACCAAACACCCCUUCAGACCUCCAGUGCAGACAGAAGGUGCAGGAGAUACAGAAGAAAGUGAAGCUGUCAGAUGCUGUGGUACAGAGGCUGGCAAAUAGACUAGACAUCCCAGCUGAUGUCAUGGCUGAUAUCCAACAGGAGUACGGAGGAUGCAAGGCAAGGGCUAUGGAGGUAGUGGACUGUUGGAGAACUCACUAUGGUAAGGAGGCCUCCAUGGACAGGCUGACUGAGGCUCUGCGGAGUAUAGCAGAACAGACUCUGCAGGAGGGAGCUCCGUGGAGCAGAGUAGGAGCGCCUCGGCAGGCAGAACCACGUCGGCAGAGUCCAGUUUUGCAUCAUCUUCCAGUGGAUCCACCCUCGAUGGAACCAGUCCAGCGAGUGGCAUCUUUGGAGGCACAAAUGGGAGACUUGUCCCUCACAGACCAGUCACAGAGGAAGGCUACAGGCAAAGUGGAGGACAAAAAGAAGUCUGCCCGUUCUAAACAGAAAGAACCGGCACAGUAGAACAACUCAUCUGACUGCCAUAGUGUUACCUUCUGUACUACAGAUCUAUAUCUGUAAUAGCCUGUAUAACUGCCCCUCGGCAUAACAUACCAGCUUCUGUAUCUGUAUUUGUAUAGCUGGGGUAACUGCCCUUCAGCAUAACACACCAUAUACAGUAAGGUGUCGGAUGUCAGCAAAAAAAAAAGAAUUGACAAUCAAUUUUAAGUAAUAAAGUAGAGAAAAUAAAUGACGUAUAGGUUUGUACAAAAUAGGUCCUGAGGACUUUUGAGCUGUCUUUUAACUUGUUGUACUAAAUUUUCACUUGUCUGAGACAAGAAUAUAGGCAAAUUGCCAGCCUAUAGAUUUAUACAGUGUACUAGCCUGGGAUGCAGCCAUGCGGUAAGGGUGGUUACAGCUGAAUACAGCUGCCUCAGGCAGCUGGGUUUUAGGCUAUAAGCUGAGACAGCUGUAGGUGGAUGUUUGACAGUAACAUCUAUGGAGAUUUUAAUGUAUAUUUUGAUAGAUAUUUUAUAUGGAUCUUCAACUGGCUAAAAUAUAUACAAGAAAUGUGACAAAUAAUGAGGGCUCAGAAUA